This is a messenger RNA of Drosophila biarmipes, 1520 nucleotides long. RefSeq lists its product as uncharacterized. The transcript has 4 exons. NCBI's taxonomy places the organism in Eukaryota, Metazoa, Arthropoda, Insecta, Diptera, Drosophilidae. The record is from RefSeq and is a predicted model, not a curated record. Bases 150 to 1337 code for a protein of 395 amino acids.
GGGUUCACUUCUGUACUGCUUUCCUAACAGUUAACACACCAAGUUUUCUAAAACAACUUUUGUAAAAUAUUACAAAUUUUUAGGUGCUCAUUCUCACGUUAACAAAAACUGAAAUUUCACGUAGUUUUGCGCUAUUUUACUCAAGCAAGAUGCUACUCGUACAAGUUUUUACAAGUUCAGCAAAUAACCAGAAUAUUAAACCCACACUUUUUGAAAUUUCUGAAUAUGCCAAAAUAUUGGAACUUAAACAAAAACUGGAACCAAUAACAGCCAUACCCCUCUACCAGAUUAAAAUCUUUACAUCCGAUAAGAGCGUUACAGACAAGGAGGUGAUCUCAGACAUUUUGCGUGAGAUGUCGUUGAAGGAUCCGAGAGCAGAUGCGGCAUUCAAUGUGUUUGACAACAAGACUUUCGUAGGUUUCGUGCGGUUCCAUCGCCAGGUGCUCCAGAAUGGCAAAGCUGUGGAUUCGCUGUACUACGUGACUCCGGAUUCGCGCUCCUCCAGCAGCAGCGCCGUCUCUGGGUUGCCCAAAAAGAGGGCUUUAGAGCUAGAAAACCCAGCUGCCGGUGACAGCACAAUGCCUGUGUUUUCGCAAACGGAUCGACUUGGGACCGAUGAAGGCGAUGGCUUCAAAUGCGAAUCGUCCUCCAGCAUGGAGGAGGAGCAACCCUCGUGCAGCACGGGCAUGGCCGCCCCGCAGUGCAUCGACAGGACCAAGGACUGUUGCCAGCAGCAGAACUGCGGCAAGCCAGACAACCGUCCACCCUACGCGCGGACCAUGCCCGAGAACCGCCGCUACGGCUUGGUCGUCAGCAAUCUCGACUCCUGCGAGGAAGUCGAUUCGGAGGCCUUGAUGUCCCAUAUUUUCGAACUAUUCGAAUCGUGCAGCAUAAAAGCCCUUCACUUUAGUGAUUGCAUUUCGAUGGCGAAGUUCUGCUCGAACCUGCUGAUCGUUUGUGUGGACGACGAGACUGCAGAAUGGGUUGUAAACGCGGUGGACACCUUGUGUCCGCCCCACUCGUGCAUGCCGUUUAUUAAGUUCUUUGACCUCAUGCGCUGCACCUUUGUACUGCCCCUAGUCCGUCCCGGGGAGCCACUUUGCAGCAUUUUCUCGCUAAUGGAGAAGCAAAAUCCCGAUUUGGUCACGGACAAAUGGAGCGUAGUGAACCGCACACCUCUCGACCCCUGUGAUGAUAAUGGAGAUCUCGUUACCGACCUGUGUCCCAACGAGUUGAUCGAGCUUUUUAUUGACGAGGACAGCAAAGACCUGAUCACCCAGCAGUGCUCGAAGAUUGUCUACUUCUGCUGGCACCUGAAGGUCAACUUCGAGUGCUAGCACUUCGCCCGAAUCGGAUGCACCAGAGGCAAUGUAUGUAAGCGGUAAUUCGUGACGGCGCACGAACGGUAACACUCGCCCAGCGCCAGCGAAGAAAACCACCACCACGACCCGAGGAUUAACAUCGACGGACAGGAGCCUGCCCCGCGGCAGCAAACGCAACAGCAACAAGCAUCUCUAGCA